Molecule: messenger RNA, 1568 nt
Organism: Papilio xuthus (Asian swallowtail)
Lineage: Eukaryota; Metazoa; Arthropoda; Insecta; Lepidoptera; Papilionidae
Gene: Lim1
Product: LIM homeobox 1
Exons: 7
Coding region: 223-1428 (401 amino acids)
Biological process (GO): regulation of transcription by RNA polymerase II; neuron differentiation
Cellular component (GO): nucleus
Molecular function (GO): zinc ion binding; DNA-binding transcription factor activity, RNA polymerase II-specific; RNA polymerase II transcription regulatory region sequence-specific DNA binding
Source: RefSeq, a predicted model, not a curated record
GCGUGUCAAACGUAAGAUCCGCGCGGUAGUCGCGUUGUGUCUGUGAAGUGCCGUGUAGAGGUGCCGAAGUGGCGGGUUUCCUUGCUACAGGACGGGGGGCCCAUGCCCCCUUCCACCAGCACCACAUUGGUAAAAGUCAGUGUCGGUUUGCAAUAAACUAAAAAUUACAAAAAAAAAAUUAUAUCUUCGACUUUGUGGACGGAACUGUGAAUGUGAAUUGGGAUGCCGACGUAUGGAGGACGCGGCGAGGCAGGCGGCGCGAUGGCUUGCGCCGGCUGCGAGAAGCCGAUCCUGGACAAGUUCUUGCUGCACGUGCUGGAGCGCGCGUGGCACGCAGCGUGCGUACGCUGCGCCGACUGCCGCGCUCCACUCGCCGACAAGUGCUACUCUAGGGACAACAAGCUCUUCUGCAGGAAUGAUUUCUUCAGGAGAUACGGUACAAAAUGCAGCGGUUGUGGGCAUGGCAUCUCGCCGUCUGACCUGGUGCGGAAGGCAAGAGAAAAGGUGUUCCAUCUUAACUGCUUCACGUGCCUGGUCUGCCGCAAACAGCUCUCUACUGGGGAGGAGUUGUACGUGCUGGAUGAUAACAAGUUUAUCUGCAAAGAGGAUUACUUAGCUGGGAAGGCGCCAACGCAUUCAGACUCUCUGCUGGGUUCAGGGUCAGACGAGGAGGAGGAGGACGAGUCACGAGCCGCGAACAGCGCCAGCAGCCCCGCGCACGCCCCGCACCCUGCAUUGCAUCCUGAUCUGGCGCACAACGGGGAUACAAAGCCUCAUGAAGACUCCGAAGACCAGGGCUCGUUAGACGGGGACCCGGAGACGAGGGACUCGCAGGCCGAGAACAAGUCACCUGACGACGGCAACGGAGGGUCCAAGCGACGCGGACCUAGGACCACAAUCAAGGCGAAACAACUGGAAAUACUCAAGUCCGCUUUCUCACAGACGCCGAAACCGACGAGGCAUAUACGAGAACAAUUAGCGAAAGAAACUGGUCUGCCUAUGAGGGUUAUACAGGUGUGGUUCCAAAACAAGCGAUCGAAAGAGCGUCGUUUAAAACAGCUGACGUCUAUGGGCAGGGGUCCAUUCUUCGGGUCAUCUCGCAAGAUGCGGGGAUUCCCAAUGAACCUAUCGCCAGGGGGACUAGAGGAGGGGCCGCCGGGGUUUCCUUACUUCGCGACUGCAGAUGGCAAGUUCGAGUUUGGCUAUGGGCCGCCGUUCCACCAUGACGCGCCAUUCUUCCACCCGCCACCCACUAUGCCCUUCAAUCAGCCAGGUCGUUUCGCAGGUGGUAUGGAGUCGCUGCCGGGCGGCGAGUUUCCAGAGCAAUUCCCGCCACCGGACCACCUCGUGUUGCCGAGACCCUCCUCCCCCGAGUUCACCUUUGGUGACGCUCCACCUCCUUUGCACCCCGAGGGUCUCGUCUGGUAGCUGAAGCCGGAGCCGCGGGACUUCCACGACUGAUGCGGCUCAACGGUUUACAAAGUGGACUUUUAUAACGGAGUUCUUUUAUGAACGAAUGUGACGUUAUGAAUUUCGAAUUUCGAACGCAGUGCUCUGUGACGUGUUGU